AUGCCACCACCACACUCUCAAAAGGCUUUGAAGAAUUUCCUAGGCAAAGUGUCAUAUCUCAGGAGGUUCAUUCCAGCCCUUGCUGAGAUAACAUUUUCCUUUGGGACACUACUGAAAGGGAAUCAGAAGUUUGAAUGGUUGCAAGAACACCAGCAGGCAUUUGAUGUGGUGAAGAAAGCACUUACAAUGAUUGCCCUACAACCCAACAAGCCUCUGCUCCUGUACCUGAUGUCUACACCUCGAUCUAUUGGGGCUCUACUUGUCCAAGAUGUAGAUGGUAUUGAGAAGCCAGUCUAUUACAUCAGUCGCAAAAGUUCAAGCGUGCUUUUCCUGAUGGCGGGGGCGUGGCUUUUGGCUCUAGCAGAAUAUGACAUCACUUGUGUUACUCCCAAGGCUAUUAAGAGCCAAGCACUUGCAGACUUACUGGCCCAAUUCCCAUCUGGUGAACAUGAACCUGCAGAGGUAUCUCUACCAGGUGCGGUCCAUGUCUCAGCAGCUGCAGUUGAAGCUUAUCGGGACUUAAAAUUUGAUGGAGCUUCGGGAUCUGGGAAAGGCAGAGCUGGCAUAACACUAACCAGUGAAGAAGAAGAGAAGUUUCAUCUAUCAUAUAAGCUUGAUUUUGAAUGUUCAAACAACGAGGUUGAAUAUAAGGCGUUGAUACUGGGUCUAAUCGCUGCCCAAAAGAAGGGACUCCGCAAGUUGAAAAUUUUGGGCGACUCCGAGUUAGUUGUCAAAUAUCUUUUUUAUACAAUUUCACCCUCUGAAUAUUGCAUUUAUCUUAUCCUGGAUAUGACAUUUUGUCCUUUGACUAAGAAGUUUUGCCUGACAGCUCAGGAUUUUCAUAAGGACACUGGUUCUCCUGUGGGUGCGCUAGUUUCUCAAGAUGUUAACAGGUCUGAUGACUUGAAGCAGCUUUAUCCAGAGCCAUCACAAUGUACAUGUUAUGUCCUGGAAGAUGUUUCUCUCAGUGAGCUUGGGAACAGUCUGACUGAAUUUUUACAUAUUCAAGAUGAUAAAAAAUUGGCAUCAAGCUCCAAUUUAGUUCAACCUGCCGACAAGACUGAUAACUUCAAUGUGGAGAAGGAAGAUAAAUGCAAAGAUCUAGAUCAAACUGAACCAACCACUGUAACUUCUGAGAAAUUUUUUCCCAAAUGUGCAACAUUUGCAUGCUCUGGUAAGAAAGCAUCCCUUGCUGUGUCUGCAAAUGUGGAAGAUGACAUAAAUGCUGCAGUAUUGGAGAAAAAUGGCCAUGAAUCUGUUAAUCCUGCAUGCCCUCAAUCCAUUUCCUUGCCUACUCCUUCAAAGCUAGUAACUGCCAUAAAGGGUAGUCGUGAGAAACAGGGGAUGACACCUCCAGAGAAACUGACCGUCAGAUGGGCGCCUGAUGUGUAUGAUCCUCCUCCAUCAAUAUCUAUAUCCACAUCUGGGAAGAUCAAGAAACCACGGCCCAAGAGUGAAAGUAAGAGGUAUUAUGAUUAUAAGAACGGAAAAAACAAGCAGAAGGGCAAACCUUCUAAAGGGAGCAGCAGUAAGGACAAGAAACACGUUCGAAAACAUAGUGGGAGUUCUAACAAGUAUUACCAAAUGCUAGACAAUGAUGACAGAGUGGUCGACUAUAAUGAGCCUUGCGGUGAAUCGGGGGGUUUUGGUGUUGGUAGUCCAAACUCAUAUUGUGGGAGUAGUUUCCUUAAGAAAUCUGUCAGAGAGUUGCAUUUCUCCAUUGCAGAGGCUACAUGAGCCUUAUCUUCAAUCACCACCGAGUACUCCUUUCUUCUCAUUCAUGGUGUUAAUAAAUAAAGUACUGUUUUAGGGUCUUGUUGACUGUAGUUAUAGUACUUCGGAAACUUUUGACAAUUUUCUUCUGCAGUGCUGCUAUUGGUAAGUCUGCAUUGACAUCCUCACAAACUUCAGGUUUUGUCUGUAGAUGAGUUUUUACAAUCUAAGCUGGCCUUUCUUUUUUCUUGGUUUAAAGGAAAUUGUCGUGCUCUUGUUCUUCAUCGAUUCUAGUCGGUGGGUGUUCCUGGUUUAUGUUAUUUCAUGUGUGGUUGGUGUUGGAAUUUUGACCAUAGUUUAUUAUAAACCAUUUUCCUGCUCCUGUUCGGCCAGUGGGAAAAGUUCUCUAUUCGGAAAGCUGGAACUGUAUUCGGUUAUAUAAUUAGGGCUGAAAGGCAAGUUGUGUGUUGAGUUUUU
Molecule: messenger RNA, 2190 nt
Organism: Camellia sinensis
Lineage: Eukaryota; Viridiplantae; Streptophyta; Magnoliopsida; Ericales; Theaceae
Source: RefSeq, a predicted model, not a curated record